GUGGCAACGCUCAAGUGCGUGCGGAGAUAUGUUUAUGGUAACAAUGCGACAAGACUUUCGGAUGUUAGAAUACGAGCUUCUCGAGGGAUGGCGAUGACGAUCAGAUCGGGGAAGAUGAAUGGAGGAAAGGAAUGUAAUCUAGAGCUGCUGUCAUGAUAACGUCUAACUCAUAACGAAGUCGCUGAACGCAAGAGCACUCCGUACUCGAGAGGAUGAAGGAGUGAUGAGAAGGAAGAAUGACGGGGAGAGGGAGAGCGAGGACGCUGAGAGAAGAGAAAAGCAGCAUCGAUGAACAAAGAAUGGAUCGUCUACGUGGGAUAGCUGCCCGGUUCGCAGAUCCGAUAAUUGUUCGUGCCUGUAUCAGGGGUAGAAGUGGUCCAGGUCUCCGUAAUCCAUCAAGACAAGAUGGGGCUGAGCCGGCGGACGGGAGGGGACCAGUGAAAAGAAAUUGCAAGCUAGAAGCGCAUUGCGCCGAUUACAGGGACCCCCCUCCUCGUGGCCAUUGUGGAAUCCCAGCGGCCAGUGCCCAGCACACAAUCGAAGCAGCUGUGCUGACUGGCGACUGUGUAGAACAAUCCCGAGUCCACCUGACAGCGAGGGCGUCGAAAUUGGAUCUGCACGACGCACAUACGGUAACCAUAGGCCGGCCGACAGCAGAGUGGGUCGGGGUCGAGGAGGGGCAGGUCAUGUUAGAUGCCCGACCCUGGGCCGCUAUUGGAAGUCCAGCACUAACGGAGGAAUGUGACAGUGCCGAACAUUUUUUUUUAAAAUUAGCUGUUCCACUCUCGGUGUUCUCGUCACACAUGCCCCUCUUUUGA
This is a messenger RNA of Aspergillus costaricaensis CBS 115574, 818 nucleotides long. RefSeq lists its product as uncharacterized. The transcript is spliced from 6 exons. NCBI's taxonomy places the organism in Eukaryota, Fungi, Ascomycota, Eurotiomycetes, Eurotiales, Aspergillaceae. The coding region runs from base 237 to 818 and encodes 193 amino acids. The record is from RefSeq and is a predicted model, not a curated record.